CAUUGUCACACAGUAUGAUGAAGCCAAAAGGCAAGAUAAAAAGAAACAGCAGGACUAUCUUGAUGGAAAUAGAGCCCGCUUAAUGAAUAUAUAUGACAAAAGUUUCUGGGAAAUGAAACCAGCCGCAAAACUCACUGGAAAGGAGCAAUCGAAUUUGCGAAAAAUUGACAUUGGCGCUGAUAUGGUUCCUAUUAGAGAUUGGUGUAACGGUAGAGAACUUUAUGAUACAAAAGGCUUUAUCAGAUAUGGAAUUAGAUACAGAAAUGGUCGGCUAGUUGUUCCAGUAGACGGCACAUAUUUUAUUUAUUCUAAUCUUGACUUUUUCGAAUCCUGCAAUCCUGCAUCUGGCUUGCCAGAUGUAAAAGAUAUUAGUAAACCAAUCAAGCACGGUAUUUUUAAAUUCAAUAUUCUUGAAGGAGAAGAAAACGAAUUAGUAACAAAUGUACAACCACAUACUAUCUCUACCAACCGAUACUACAAUUCAUAUAAUAGCUAUGUCUCGUCACUGGUAGAACUAAAAGCUGGUGAUGAACUUUCUGUUAAAGUUAGCAAUAUUACAUACAUAAGAUACACAAGGGACAAUUAUUUUGGAGUCAAUCUAAUAUGACUAAAUCCUCACCCUGGGAAACACGUGCACGUCGUGGUGGGGGCACAGCCCAUCAAUCUGAUUAAAGGUACAUAUGAUAAUAAAGCUGUUAACAAUGGGCUGACUGAGUUUCCCUUUAAGCCCCCAUAAACAAGAAAAAUGCAUAGAACAUUUUAAUUUGAAAAUAAAUUUCCCUUCAAAUAAUGAUACAAAAGCUCUGGACUAAAUAUUGUCUUUUUAUAUGUAAUAUGUUAUAUCAUUAUCAAAUUGUUCAUCCCAUGGUGUAUCAAAGAUAAUAAUAAACUAUGCACCUUUAUUAAAAUACAGUUUUUUCCCUCAAAUAUAGUCUGAUAACCACAACUUGCACGUGAGUUCAUUGUGGACUGAUGGUUUUGAUCUUCACUUUUAAUACUUAAUAAUUAAUUAAUUAAUUAAAAUUUGGUUUGAUUUAAGUAUUUUAAUUAAUCAAACAAUUAAUUAAUUAUUUAAUUAAUCAAUUUAAACUUUAUUUUGAUUUAAAUAUGUUGGAUAUACAUUAUGUAUAUUUGUUGAGUUGUUUAAAUCGUGUCCCAUGUAUUAUGCCUGCGUCUAUAUACUGUAGUUUGUACUCCCUAUUAAGUAAAGAAAUUUCGAUAAAUAAACCGACAAAAAAGAAAUAAUUUAUGAAUUGUUCACAUUUGUUUUUCCAACUUUCCAAGUGCUUACUUUCUUCUACUCUACCACAUAGAAGAUUUAACUCCUUUAAAACAUCAGAAUACAAACUCCCAAUUUAGGAUUGAUAGAAAGUUUAUUUAAGCAUUAGAUAUGUCAAAUCGAAUAUCGCAGAAUUUCAAUAUGCAAACAGUCGUAUAAUUACUGUUUAUUUUACAUUAAGUUGAUGCUAAUUAUGUAAGACAAUUGAUAACAGUCAUGAAAAUGCGAUACAUGCAAGCUUAAGAUUUUAUACGUUGAAAUCCGUCUAAGAACAAAACUUUCUUAGAUAAAAACAAACAGAACCUUUAUAUGAUGUUGGUGAUGAACUUUCUGUUACAGUUAGCAAUAUUUCAUACAUAAGGUCCACAAGGGACAAUUAUUUUGGAGUAAAUCUGAUAUGACACUAUCCUCACCCUGGGAAAUACGUGCACGUCGUGGUGGGGGCACAGCCCAUCCAUAUGAUUAAAUACACAUAUUAUAGGCAAGCUGUUAACAAUGGGCUGACUGAGUUUCCCUUCAAUACGUCAAUUUCCAUACAUUAUACGCUGCACAUGUAUGUACCCAAAUAUUUUUUCUGGUUAUUUUACCUCAAUUUCCCUAAACAUGGUUUUGUUUGAGUUUUCACCUUUUCCAAACUUUUUAACUGUAUUUCAUACACGUUAAGAAUCUUAAAAGUAUAUAAUGCACAUCAGUAUCAGAAUAUUAUGAAUUCCAAGUUGUUCAUAAUUUUCUAGCAAUAUUCCAUUUCGGUUAAAACCAAUUGUCUUUGGGAUUGUUGAAAAAUAAUAAGAUAUUGUCUUUUAAUAUUGUGUUAUACCUUAGAUCUCAAAUAUUGGAAAAACCGGGUAUUUCAAGUGUUUUUAGCAUGUCAAGACACACUUGAAGAGUGUUUCCCUUUUAUUGUAUUUAUUCUGAAAGAACACGACGUGCACGUUUACUCAUGUCUUGUUUCAAUGAUUUAUCCAGAUUUAACUUUGAGAGUUUUGUACCUAAAAACUAAACGUGAAGUACAAGUAGUAUAGAUGACAAAUUCAUUUGAAACAUAAUUAUUUGAAACAGUCACAUAAAACAAAAAACUAACUUUCAUGUUAACGCGUUUCUGUUUUAAAAGGAAAUGUUCAACAUUUUGGUUAUCAUAAAACUUGAGUGACAGCCUUUUUAUUACAUGCUUUUCGGUGGUUUAUAGAAAUAUAUCAGUGAUAUAAAACUGGUAAUUUCACUGUUUGAAACAGUGAAAUUACCACUUUGAUAAUCUCACUGUUUUGAAUUUAAGCCCCUUACGUUGUUUCAGUGACAUACCAGCGUGCACAGAACUGGGUACCAACUUAAUGACGUGACGUCGUAAAUGACGUCACGUUGUAUUAUUAUUUGGCGCGCUAUUCAUUCA
This is a messenger RNA of Ruditapes philippinarum (Manila clam), 2666 nucleotides long. Its product is annotated as tumor necrosis factor ligand superfamily member 11-like. Gene Ontology annotation, molecular function: tumor necrosis factor receptor binding. Gene Ontology annotation, biological process: immune response. Gene Ontology annotation, cellular component: membrane. NCBI's taxonomy places the organism in Eukaryota, Metazoa, Mollusca, Bivalvia, Venerida, Veneridae. The record is from RefSeq and is a predicted model, not a curated record.